Molecule: messenger RNA, 375 nt
Organism: Psammomys obesus (fat sand rat)
Lineage: Eukaryota; Metazoa; Chordata; Mammalia; Rodentia; Muridae
Product: activated RNA polymerase II transcriptional coactivator p15-like
Exons: 1
Coding region: 4-375 (123 amino acids)
Biological process (GO): positive regulation of transcription initiation by RNA polymerase II
Cellular component (GO): nucleus; transcription regulator complex
Molecular function (GO): DNA binding; transcription coactivator activity
Source: RefSeq, a predicted model, not a curated record
GUAAUGCCUAAAUCAAAGGAACUUGUUUCUUCAAGCUCUUCGGACAGCAAAGUUGAAAAAGAGUUAAAGAGGAAAGAGGAGGUUGCUCCAGAUAAACCUGUGAGAAAGCAGAAGCCUGGUGAGACUUCUAGAGCUCUGGCAUCUUCCAUGCAGAGUAGCAGCAGCCGAGAUGACGACAUGCUUCAGGUCGGAAAGAGGAGACACCUCAGUGUUCAGGACUUUAGAGGAGAAGUUCUAAUUGAUAUUAGAGAAUAUUGGCUGGACACAGAAGGUGCAAAGAAACCAGGGAGAAGAGGUAUUGCUUUGAGCAUGGAGCAACGGAGCCAGCCGAAGGACCAGAUCUCUGACACAGGUGAUGCAAUACGAAAGCUGUAA